UUCUUUGGCGAGCAAUUUAAAUUUGUUACACAGGUGUAGUAGUUGGGACAUGGUACGAGAUUCCCAGGAUGCUGAACAAGGUAAUGGGCCUAAGAUUCGCUUGGAAGAAGGUUCUGACUUGGUUGAUAAUGAAGGUGAAAUAGGUGUUGUUUCUACUGACCACAUUGUGGCUCCGAGAAAUGAAGAACCAGAGCAGGAAUUUGUUGCAGAAGUUUUUACUUCAGAAAUACCAAGAAUAGCAACAUCAUUAACAAACUCGCAAACAGUUGAAAAGCCAACACCUUCAAAUCCAUUGGUGGACACACAGCACACUAGUGAACCGUGUUUGAUGGAGCAGAAAAAACCACUUGGUGAAAUUCCAAAGAGUUUUGAGCAAGUUGCCGUAGAGGAAACCAUAGCAAAGAACACCAAUAUGACAGCUUCAUCAAUUUUUUCCGAAUCCACGACCUCUAAGUUGGAUCCAACAGUUACUUUACUAAGUAAAUCACAUCCACAUCAUGGUGAAAUUAACAGCAGCCAAACUGAGGCACGCAUUGCUAAAGAAAGUGAAGGCCAUCCUAAAAUCAUUCAAGACUUUGGGGCCAAUGAUAUCACGAGUUUAUUUGCACCAGUUGUUGUUGGGAAAAAGGGUGAAGAUAAGCUAGUUGGAAAGACCCUUGCUGAGUUAGAAAAGUAUCUAAAGAUGUCUCUGAAGGAUAUAGUUAGCUCUGAGACUAACAGCCUUUGCCUUUUGUCUGCUCUUAAUUUCCUUUCCAACCUUCCUUUCAAAGAUGUGAAAGUAUCAGAUGGACUGAAACAUAUUAUAGACACUAUGCACCGACACUUGCCAAGCAUUCUAUUCUCCUUUAAGCAAGGCUUUGCCACCACUGACAAGUUGGCAGAACUUGAAGCUCGUGCGAAUGAGGUGACCAUUAAAAAGAAGUUCUAUGAUGAAGUUCAACGGAAGGAAGUAGUUUUGAAGCAACAAAUCAUUAGGUUGAAGGAAGAAAUAAGAGUUUGUGAGGUUGCCUUAUCAUCUCUGGAGGAGGAAAAAAACAAAUGCAUUGCGGAAACUGUAGAAUACAAAACGGAGCUUGAAAAUGCGAGGAAAGACGAAUCUCAAAUGUUGGAGGUGGCUCAUAAAUGGUCAGUUCUGUGUAGUGAAUAUGAGCUCAAUCGCAUGGCUGCUACAAAUCGCUCGUGAGGGUUUUCGUUGUUCAUUAUUAUUAAGGUUAAUGUCUUAUGUUUUUUCUAGUGGUUUAUGCUUCAAUAAGGUAGCUUGGUCCUAAAUUAACUUAAUGUGCACCCAACACCACUCAUCAUAUAGUUUCAGUUUACUUUCCAAAUUUCGAUUGUUCUAUUUUGUUGUAUGUUUGGUAUCUUAUUUGUGUGUAAGAGGUUGUUCUUUCUUUCUUCAAUGAAUGUCUUUUGUCUUCUCUGUAGGGACUGUAUCGUUGUCAUUUUGUAAUACUUUAUUUUUGUUUUAA
Vigna angularis (adzuki bean) is the source of this 1466-nucleotide messenger RNA. RefSeq lists its product as uncharacterized. The transcript is spliced from 4 exons. The record is from RefSeq and is a predicted model, not a curated record. Bases 50 to 1183 code for a protein of 377 amino acids. NCBI's taxonomy places the organism in Eukaryota, Viridiplantae, Streptophyta, Magnoliopsida, Fabales, Fabaceae.